This is a messenger RNA of Orycteropus afer afer, 671 nucleotides long. It is a transcript of the gene NDUFB9, whose product is annotated as NADH:ubiquinone oxidoreductase subunit B9. Gene Ontology annotation, biological process: mitochondrial electron transport, NADH to ubiquinone. Lineage: Eukaryota; Metazoa; Chordata; Mammalia; Tubulidentata; Orycteropodidae. The record is from RefSeq and is a predicted model, not a curated record.
GGGAGCCCUCGGGCCCGCUGAAGGUGAGCCGGCUGUCAUGGCGUCCUCAGUACCCGGUGCCUACUUGACCCACCAGCAGAAAGUGUUGCGGCUUUAUAAGCGGGCGCUGCGCCACUUAGAAUCCUGGGUCAUCCACAGGGAUAAAUACCGGUACUUUGCUUGUUUGCUGAGAGCCCGGUUUGAAGAACACAAGAAUGAAAAGGACAUGGUAAAGGCCACACGGCUGCUGAGGGAGGCGGAGGAGGAGUUCUGGCACAAUCAGCAUCCACAGCCCUAUAUCUUCCCUGACUCUCCUGGAGGCACCUCCUAUGAGAGGUACGAGUGUUACAAGGUCCCGGAGUGGUGCUUAGAUAACUGGCAUCCUUCUGAGAAGGCAAUGUACCCAGAUUACUUUGCCAAGAGAGAGCAGUGGAAGAAACUGCGCAUGCAGAGCUGGGAGCGAGAGGUGCAGCAGCUGCAGGAGGAAACCCCGCCUGGGGGUCCUCGGACUGAAGCUUUGCCCCCUGCUCGAAAGGCAGGCGAUUUACCCCCCCUGUGGUGGCAUAUUGUGACCAGGCCCCGGGAGCGACCCAUGUAAAGAGAGGGGAAGCCACCCCACUGUCCAGUUUGUAAGUGAAAUGUGUUACAGACUACAUACACACUUGCCCUAAUAAAAAUACACAAACAUGGUC